Molecule: messenger RNA, 2460 nt
Organism: Diaporthe batatas
Lineage: Eukaryota; Fungi; Ascomycota; Sordariomycetes; Diaporthales; Diaporthaceae
Exons: 4
Coding region: 1-2460 (819 amino acids)
Source: RefSeq, a predicted model, not a curated record
AUGCUGGCCAGCUCUUCUGGAUGGCGGAGCUUCGACGACAUUCUGGAUCAAGAGUGUGGCGUCUGCAAGUUCCUCAGGCUGAACACGAUGGGGCGCACGCAAGAGACAACCGAAGUCAUGGAGAGGACGGCGCAAAUCAACAAGGCGUUCGAACAGGUCACACCCCUGGUGGCUGCCGGCUUCCAAGUCCUGCAAACAACCAAGGACAUUUCCAUCCUACUAGCCUGCAUUGAGGUCCUGACCUGCGUCUUUUUAGGUCUGGUGCUCCUCGCCCUGGUCGGCAUCAUAUGCACGAUAAAUCCGGAGCUUGAAAGGGAGAAGGAUGAGCUGGUGACGCCCGUCGUGAAGUGGCUGGCGAGCUGGAUAUUCUCGUAUGGGAGGAUAGUAGGCUGGCUACUGAGGUUCACGAUCGUUGUGACGACCGCUGGGCUGGGUAUAUUCUUUUGGCAAGGGUCGCUUGUAGGCGUGAGUGUGCCUGGGACGCCGUUGGAACGCGAUGGUGAUGGCAAGGAGGAGGCGUCAAACUCACGAGUUCUGUCCUCCAUGGCUUCACCAACCGAGAGUCAGGGCUCACCGCUGGGCUCCGCGAUGAUGGGUCGCGACGGGUGCUUCAUUACAGACCUGUCAAUCGAUCUCAUCUAUCAAAUCAUCGACGUGAUUCCCUACGAAUCGCAACUCAACUUUGCCCUCACCUGCAAAAGACUUGCAGAAUGCUCUAGCCGGGUUCUGAACUGUCACCAAGAAGCUUUCAGCAAGUACCGCGUGGCAUCAGACAUCUCCCCCACCACCAUCCCGACAUUGCUACGCAGCGUCUGUGGACGUGGUGACCCAAUCCUCGCCUGGCAUGUUCGAUCAAUCGAGAUCUGGUAUGAUCGCAAAGGCUGGGUGGACUGGAAACCACUUCGUUUCGACCAUUCUCUGCAACAAGAAGCCGAGCAUGUUGACUGCGUCUCAUGGAACUGGCAAGAUGGUGAGCUGGAUGAGUAUCUCGUGGACGUCCAAGGUCAAUUCCUUGCCAUGGUUGGCGACGAUGACGACAAAAUAUACACCGAGGCCCAUGAGCAUUUCAAUACCGGCUACGACGGACUUCUAAAGGCGCUCCUCAUUGCAUAUUGCCCAAGACUCAGGGACAUCAAAUUCAUCACGCACGAGCACAGGGAAACGUCCACGCUUGGCUGGCUCAAAAGACUGAUCCAGGGAAGCAUCCUCCACGACAGCCACUGGCCUGCUGGUCUCUGCAACAUCCAAAGUGUUGCCGUUGGCGUCGAGUCGGACACGUGGAUGACGACACGACACACGGAUCUAGCCGAUCGGAAUCCGUUGGAUGGAACGAACAAGUCCAUGGAAAUGUUUUCUGCGCUGCUGCGCCUGCCUCAUCUCGCCUCGAUCUAUUACAACGACCUGCGGCGCGCGUACACCUCGAGGGACGACGAAACAGAUUUCGAGUCAGAAACCCUGAUACCUAUGCGGUCUUCUACGGUCAAGCAUAUCUUCCUUGACGACUGCGGCUACAUGCCUUAUUCCUUCCGCGACGCCCUUCCCCGCGCCCCGCAAGCCCUAGAGACGUUUACGCUUCGUGCAGGUCAAUCUGGCGACUGUUUGGACAAUGCUGACACGAUCGUAAAAUGUCUCUGCAAAGCACAUAACAAGUCUUUACAUACUCUCAUGUUCUACGGCCCAUACGACCAUCGUGAGAUCCAUGGGUAUCGAUGUUCCGUCUACCGAAACGAAGAGCUCAACGGCUCCAGACACAAUCUGAAGACAGUGGCUAUGGAUAUCGAAGACAUAGAUUUGGACUGCUUCUACAGCGCAUCAGACCAGGACCAAAAUUGGACUGAAGAGGAUUAUCGCAAAUACUUUGUCAAGUGGUUUCGCGAAACAGCAUUUCCUGAAACGACUCAGAGGCUCGUGUUCUGGGGCUCAGGAGGUGGCUAUAUGCAAGGAGCCGGAACCAACUUCCUCGACUGGCUGGAAGACGCCUUGAUCAAUGUCAUUGAGUCAUGGCGCUGGAAGGAAGGGUGGAACUCAGCAGAUGAAGACGAGUCUGACAAGCUUUCCACUGCUCAUGAGUCCCGGGCCUUCCUGCCAGAUUUAAAAGCAAUCUACCUCGAAGAGAUCGAGCGUGUUCGGCUGGCAUAUAACGAGCGCGUCAGGAGACCGGAACCAAAGGUGAAUAAGGUUUACUUUAGCAGACUUGUCGAAGUGGCUAAAGCGGCGGGGUUGGAUGUCUAUACGCUGACCAAUCGGGCGCCGGCGAAGCACUCGCACGACUUUCCUACUGCGCCAGACAAGUAUGACCUGAGAACUGGACCCUGGUGGGAGCAGAGACACGAGACCGAGGAUUGGGUUCUCGACGUUUACAAGGGUAGGAGGGUGCCUCCUGGGUGUGGCAAGUGCGGCAAAUGCGAGCAGUGUUUAAGCCUAUACACAGAAGAGCUGUGGGGUCCUCUCAAAGCUUGA